Molecule: messenger RNA, 1788 nt
Organism: Actinia tenebrosa (Australian red waratah sea anemone)
Lineage: Eukaryota; Metazoa; Cnidaria; Anthozoa; Actiniaria; Actiniidae
Product: protein jagunal homolog 1
Biological process (GO): vesicle-mediated transport; endoplasmic reticulum organization
Cellular component (GO): endoplasmic reticulum membrane
Source: RefSeq, a predicted model, not a curated record
UCAAAUGAGAAAGAAAGAAAAUCGAGUUUGUUAUUUAACAGGUGUUUUUCUUGUUCUCGUUUCUUAGCAUUUAUUUUAGUUGAUUAUGUCGUCCAGAGGAGGACCAAGAGCCGCUGGUACUGAUGGUUCAGAUUUCACACAUCGUGAACGGGUAGCUUCGCAUUACAGAGAGAGUGUAAGACAUAAACUUAAAGUCAAGGUUUGCCUUUGGAUUCAUUUGUUUUUCGUUACGUGCGUGGUAUCGUGGUAUGGACUGGCUGUGCUAAGGUUAGUUAAGGCAGCUCCACAGCCAUGGAUGUUGGUAUGGUGUAUUAGUGCCUUUGCUGCUCUUGCGGGUCUUACUGCCAUCCCCAAGAACAAAGGAACAAUGAUGUAUGUCUUUGCAUUUGGCAACCUUGUGACUGGUAUUGGACCGUUGAUGUAUGGAGCAAGUUUCAUCCUAACAGAAGUGCUCAACAAUUACUCUCAUGGAAUCAUCCCAGCAACACAGGAUUGGCGUGAGUUGCCAAUAAAAAUGUCUGUAUUAGCAUUUGUUAUUCAGCUGCAUGCUAUUAGCAUAUUCUAUGCUAAUAAGCUCAUUAGUGCCUGGGGUGCCAAAGGAGACAAGGGCUCUUAAGAAAAGAUUAACCUGACGCUCAGAUAAAUAUCCAUUGGAGAAAGGCUUUGAAAUGAACUUUGUAGAACUUUUGUAGAAUUCAAAUCCAGCUUGAGUAUUUUUGACCAAAAUAAUGUAACAAAAGAUAGCAUACAUGUAGAAUAUGAUUUCUUGGUCAAAUAAUAAAUUUCAACAAGCCAAAAACUUCAAUACUUCAAAAUUUAGACUGUGUAUAUCCCUUUUUCCUCCCAAACUCAUUUGUGUCAGGUGUCUUAAUUUCCUAUCUAGGACAUGAGGCAAGUGUGAGCAAGUCUACAUGGCUCUUUAAAUUUCAACUCACCCUCUCUCUGCACAUCCAAGAAAUGAAAAAGACCUUACUUGACAGAGUUUAGAGGAAUACAGGAACUCUUAACAGUCUAAAGAAAAUUUUGAUUUCGUUCCUAAUAAAUUUUAUUUAUUUUAUUCAUGAUGAACCACUGAUGGGCUGUUUGAGUGAUGGAGAAAUACAGUGCCAUGUCUCCUUAGAGACUAAUGUUUAUGUAUAUGACACACUCACUACAUUUAAUAUUCUAAAUACACAACUCUCUUGCUAUAAGUUGUCCACUCUUUUCCUCUCCCUGCCUAUGGAAGGAGAAUUUGACCAGCGCUAAGCACAAACAUAUCAAAAGUGAUGAAGUGGCGAGUAGUAGAUGACAUGUUUUCCUUGCAGAGAUUUAAUUUCUGUUUUGUCCCUUAGAUGUAAUUAUAAUUGAAUCACCAAUGGAAAAAAAUCCUUCAGUAAAUUUGGUUAAAAAUAUAUAUUAUAAACUCUUUUACUAUUUAUUACUAMUUUUACUAUUUACAUUAUUUACAAAUGACUGAAGUAUAAAGCCUAGUCCUCGCUAGGGACAUAACAUAAGGAGCAUAAGAGUGCACAUCCUAAAUGAGAAAUUUAGCAGCAUAAGCACAAGUACAAGAUUAAUGGAAUGUUUAGAUGCUUGUGUUAUGCUCAAGCGAGGAUCAGCCUUAAUACAUAUACUAAAAAAAACUUAUGCAAAAACUAGUAAAGUUGAAUAUACUCAAUUUGGCAUUGAUCCAAGGUCAUAACAUUUUUAGCUAACAUGAUAAAAUGUGCUGUACUUCUGACUUAUUAAACCUUAGUUGUUUGCUGUAUAAUUUAAUCAGAAUUAUUAAAUAUAUUUCAAUUCUGGACA